This is a messenger RNA of Betta splendens (Siamese fighting fish), 3931 nucleotides long. RefSeq names its product calponin 1, basic, smooth muscle, b (gene cnn1b). Gene Ontology annotation, biological process: actomyosin structure organization. Gene Ontology annotation, molecular function: actin binding. Bases 2368 to 3264 code for a protein of 298 amino acids. NCBI's taxonomy places the organism in Eukaryota, Metazoa, Chordata, Actinopteri, Anabantiformes, Osphronemidae. The record is from RefSeq and is a predicted model, not a curated record. The transcript is spliced from 7 exons.
CGUCAGCGCUUCACCCGCUGCUGGCGAGAUUCCACUGAGGAGGAGAUGAAAGGCUGGAGACUGAGCCACAGUCAGUGGGAUCGAAAGCACCUCCUCUGUGUGCAGUGACUGGACCGGGGGCUCGGCCAGACGGGCCUGAGCAGCUUUACCAAACAUGGUCACGUAACGGAGCCUGAAGGUUCCUGCGGCUGCCACAGCCAGCGCUCCAGCUGAGGACCUCACCUGUGUCGUAGCAUCAGCUUAAGUGGGUUUCUAGCGAAUCAUCCAGACUGGCCCAGUUUUACAGGCAGCAGCUUGUAACUGCUGUUAACAGAUGGAACCGACCUGUCGCCGCCGCCUCAGCAGCGAAAGUGUGAAUCGGGCCGAUGGCUAAUCCCUCUGGACGUGCUCCAUUGGACCCUGGACUGAUCCUGGCCUCCCUGUUCAGGCAGACUGGUGCCAGGUCCCAGCUUUUAUUGUGACACUCUCACUUCCUGCUUCACUCCACCCUCUGACCACCCCUGGACUCCAGAGAGCGCUGGUGAGACUCUGCAUCCUCCACCUGCUGCUGCUGGAACUCAGUUUGUCUUUGACUACAUGGUGUUAGUUGAUUCAAUAGGAAGCUACUGAAAACCGUUCUGGAUUAGUGUGAGCUCACUGAGAUGGGAGCAGGUACAUUCAGUCUGUCAGAUGAUACUUGUAUGAAGCGUGUCAUCUUGUGCAGGUCACCUCUACCUCACUGUCCAACGGGCCGUAGGAAGGAAGCAGAGGCUCCUCCUGAUGAAGCAGCUCGUCCUCGGGGUGAGACGAGUUCCGUUUGUAUUUUCAGCCUCUUACACAACACACUACUGCAGCGGCUCUGUGGGCUCAGGCCCGACCCGACUCCCAUCAUGCCCAAAUAAAGUGUCCACAUUCCAACUGUGCUGCUGCUUCUUCUUGUCCGUGCGACGUGUUUAUAAAACUGUGUGUUUCUGUCCUGGUUCAGACUUAUGUCAUGUUAGUAGAACGUGAAGCAGGUUUUCUUUGUUAGACUGCAGCGUUUUUAACUCGUCUCCUACAGCUGGUCACUUGGUACCGAGGUCAUUGAUGAGUCCACAUUGGAUUCUGCUGACUGAUUGUGGUUCUUGAUACAGAAGCAUCAGUUUGAUGUUGGAGCUUUCCAAAUCUGACUCUAAGCAGCCUUUGGUUCACAUUCAUACAAACACGCUCAGUAAGCUGCCACAUGUUGCAGUGCAUUCUGGGUCUUGGAUCUUGUUGGUUGCUCUGCUCAGCUGUGUAUGAACCUUUGUAUUGUUGCAGACUAACGAUGGCUGUCCGCUAGUCUUUGUGUGUCUCCAUGACAACAGCCUCUAAUCCUGCACUAUUCUGUCUUUAAUCCAUUCCACCUCCAUCCUCCUGCUCGCUCUGGUGAAGCUCAGCUAUGAAGUUUUAGCAGCAGAACAAUGCUGGUGGUGCUCGGCCGCCCCGUGAUGAUGAUGCUGGAUGUUGGGCCUGAUCACUUUGUUCAUACUAGAUUAUAAGAGGAAAGCGUCUCAAUGCAAGAAAAUAUUUGUUUGGACAUGAUAAAACUUUGCUUCCAUGAGAUAAACAUGGGUAUUGGACAAUAAGUUGUUUGUGAAAUAUAAUGUGUCCACAACAGACAGAAACGCCGAGAUUAAUGUGUCCUUCCUCAAACAUGGUUUGUGAGAUAGUAAAAAAAAAAUCAUUUGGUUCGUUCGAGUCAUCUGGAGGCAAAUCCUCUGGCUCGGAGCCUGUGAUGAUGUCCAGGGACCCCCCUCCAUCGGCUGCAUUCCUUUCCUUGUCAUCUGCAGCCGAGGAGACGGAGUAAAACGGGAGCUGACAUCAGUCCUCACAGCUGCAUGGAGGCCGCUCCAAAACAAAGCUCCAGCAAAGAACGGUGCAAACCGGGCUUCAACACGGACUCUACAGGGUCCGUCUGCUGGUUCGAGCCCUCACACAGCUUCCACUUGAGGUUGUACUCUAACAGCUGAUUAUAACUCUCUGACUCAGUCUCUUCGAUUGUUGGUGUCUUGUGGUUGUAAUAUUAUUUUCUGAACAGCUCUUAUAGUAACUUUACUCCAAUAAGGUAUCAAAGAACUUCCUGUGAAAACGCUCCCGGUGGAAAAAGUGACACUCGCUGCGUCUAAUAGCUGAGCGAUGACAUCACUCGUCGGUCGAAGAGCUCCCCUCCGAUUGGCCGGGUGCCUCGGCCAAUCAGCGCGCAGGCGCGUGGGACGCGUUUAAAGCAGAUUGAGAAGGUACCGGUUCGUCCAGACGCCUGAGCCGCAGGUCCCGACGCGACGCCAAGCAAAGCAAAAGCAGCUCUCGCGGAUUGGUUCCGGACUCCUGCCUCGCUGCCCGCACACAGAACCGCGACCCGCUGUCAGGAUGUCGACACAUUUCAAGAGUGGACCCGCCUUCGGUCUCUCCGCCGAGGUCAAGAGUAAGCUGGCAGGGAAGUACGACCCCCAGAAGGAGGAGGAGCUGCGGCUGUGGAUCCAGGACGUGACCGGCAAGCGGCUCGGGGAGAACUUCAUGGAGAGCCUGAAGGACGGAGCCGUGCUUUGCGAACUCAUUAACGUUCUCCAGCCUGGUUCUGUGAGGAAGAUCAACCACUCCAGCCAGAACUGGCACCAGCUAGAAAACAUCGGGAACUUUGUCCGUGCGAUAACAGACUACGGCCUGAAGCCACACGACAUCUUUGAGGCCAACGACCUGUUUGAGAACGUCAACCACACGCAGGUCCAGUGUUCUCUCAUCGCUCUGGCCGGAAUGGCCAAAUCCAAAGGUUUUCACUCCAAGUAUGAUUUAGGGGUGAAGUACGCUGAGAAGCAGCAGCGCCGCUUUGCUCCAGAGAAGCUGAGGGAAGGACGCAACAUCAUCGGGCUGCAGAUGGGAACCAACAAGCUGGCCAGCCAGAAGGGAAUGACUUCCUACGGCACGCGGCGCCAUCUGUACGACGCCAAGAUGGGCAUGGACGCCCCCCUGGACCAGUCCACCAUCAGCCUGCAGAUGGGAACCAACAAAGGCGCCAGUCAGGCUGGAAUGACGGCUCCGGGGACGAGGAGGCACAUCUUCGACAAGAAGCUGGAGCUGGAGAACUGUGACAGCACCACCAUCUCCCUGCAGAUGGGCACGAACAAGGUGGCGUCGCAGCAGGGCAUGACCACGUACGGGCUGCCGCGCCAGGUCUACGACACCAAGUACUGCGCCAACCCGGCCGAGGCCUCCUACAACAACGGCAGCGAGCUGGACUUCGACGGCUACAACCAGUUCUCUGACUAGAGGCGUCCCGGCAGCCGCCCCCUCCGUCCCCCGCUUCCACUCCAGAAAACCCAGCACCUUUGUCCCCGACGGCCGUCGGACACGGACCCACGUCGCGCCGUCUUCGUCUAAACACUCUCCAGCAGUAACAGAACAAGUGUUUACACUGAGCUUACGCCACGAGAAGAAGAGACUAACUUCUGCAUCUGGUGAAUUUUAUUUCUGCCAAAAAUACCCAGACGCUCCGAAGGUCCGAUUUUAAUGUUUGCUAUUUAUAGAAGUUUGAUUUUCUGCUCUCAGCCCUCACUGAACAGAAACCACUGACAGUCUUGGUGCUAUAUUGAACUUUGUCGCAGUCUGCCCCGAGUCCGGGUUCGGCUCCGGCCCCGGGUCCUGAAGCAGCUUUGAGUGGCUGUUUCAGGGUCGUUACCACGUGCAGCACCAAUCGUUGCUUUUAUAAAGUACGGUGAUUUCUUUCUGCGCUGCUGCGUCUCCGUGACCUCUGCUUCCUGCUUCACCGUGUGCAGUAACUGCGGUGACACAUGACUCGGUACAUUUACUCAGACUCUGUACUUCACUACUGAUGCCAGGUCGUGCUACAAUGUACACAGUCAUAGAACUUCACGUCUGCAGCUUUUACUAUGUAUUAUUACUGUUGAUGCCAAAUACACAAAUUCAGAGAUUCUUA